ACCGUCACUUCCUUCUCACGGCGCUCCUCCGGUGUGUGUCCAUCUCUGAGCUCCGAGACGGAGAGGGUGUUUAGCGGAGUGUGUGAGGGGCAGGUUAGGGAACCGAAACAGAAGACCAUCCCCCGAGGACAGUGUGUAUGGAACAUGGAGUGUGUUCCUGCUGUUCUUGAUGAUUUGGAAGGUAAAAAGGAGACACACGUAGAGGAUCCUGAACACAAUGUGUAUACACGCUUUAUGAAGGCACAUCGCUGUUAUGACCUGGUGCCGACCAGCUCCAAACUGGUGGUGUUUGACACGUCUCUGCAGGUGAAAAAGGCGUUCUUUGCUCUCGUCUCCAAUGGAGUGAGGGCUGCUCCUCUCUGGGACAGCAAGAAGCAGUGCUUUGUGGGUAUGUUAACCAUAACAGACUUUAUCAACAUUCUCCAUCGCUACUACAAGUCACCUCUGGUCCAGAUAUAUGAGCUAGAAGAACACAAAAUAGAGACGUGGAGAGAGGUCUACUUGCAAGACUCCUUCAAACCUCUUGUUAGCAUAUCACCUAAUGCCAGUCUGUAUGAUGCUGUAUCUUCUCUGCUAAAGAACAAGAUCCACAGGCUGCCGGUGAUUGACCCUCUAACAGGGAAUACACUCUACAUCCUUACUCACAAGAGGAUCCUCAAGUUCCUCAAACUCUUUAUUUCUGAGAUGCCCAAACCAGCGUUUCUUUCACAAACUCUGGAGGAGCUCAAAAUUGGAACAUUUGAAAACAUUGCCAUGGUCCAUUCUGACACCCCCCUCUACACUGCACUGGGGAUCUUUGUGGACCACAGAGUCUCUGCACUGCCUGUGGUUGAUGAUAAAGGAAGAGUGGUCGACAUCUACUCCAAGUUUGACGUAAUAAACUUGGCUGCAGAGAAAACGUAUAAUAAUCUGGACAUUACUGUGACCAAGGCCCUUCAGCAUCGCUCUCAAUACUUUGAGGGUGUUCUCACCUGCCAAGCUCAUGAAACUCUGGAGGCCAUCAUCAACAGAUUGGUGGAGGCAGAGGUCCAUAGAUUAGUGAUAGUAGAUGAUCAUGAAGUGGUGAAGGGCAUCGUUUCUCUCUCAGAUAUCCUGCAAGCACUAGUGCUUACCAAUGGAGACAAUGGGACUGCUUAAUAAAGCACAUUGCUCCUUCAACCCGGGAAACGAGAAGAAGAAGAGAGAGGAGAAGACGAGGAGCAUGAGAAGAAUUGUGGCUGGUGAAAAAUUGGCAACUUAACAAGCUGGCAAAUCAACAAGGCAGUUGAUUUGCCCGUUUUCAACGGCCAAACGGGGGAAAAAUGAAUCAGCAAGGAGUCAUCAAAUCAUGCACUUCUAAAUCUCCAGUAAGCCUGUGCUUUUAGGGAGCAAUGAAAUGUAGACCAUUUUUGAUAUUUAAGAUUUGAUGUGCCCUUUUCCUUGUGAGUGGAACAGAAGCUGAUCCAGAAGAAAAGAUAAGCUCAUCAUCUCUUCUCUCUUUCUUCCUCUUGCACUGAGGGGAGAACAAAUAUGAAGGAGAAUUCAGCAAUACAAACACAGGCAAUAGGGAAAGAAGGGGCACAACUGUAGUCACAGCAAAGCACACACCAAAAUCUUGAACCCACAAACCUGAAGCAGCUAUAGGCCCCACUCAGUGCUGCAGCUUCUGAAGACUGAACCAAGUAUUUAUCUUCAUGCGUUCUCCAAUAGUGUAGCUGAGGAAGUGGCAAGUGAUGAAAGGGGAUACCAGUAUAAUCAAUUCCAUCCAUAGACAAUCCAUUUCACUUUUAUUUCAAUGGCUGUCUAAACAUAUUACGACACAUGGAUGAAGUUAUGUAAAUGGGCAUUUCGUUCAGUGCGUCUUGUGAAGACUAUUUAUGGUCCCCCUCCAUUAUUCCCAGAAUGCGGGCUUUUGUUGUGCAGGAUGUAAAGAACGGUAAGCAUUUGUUUAGGUGUUCUUGAGAGGAUAGGUUUAGUUAAAGUAUGUUAAAAAUAUCUAAUGUACUCCCACUCCCAGGGUCAUAAUGUCACACUCACUACAAAACUUUUUAUCUCCAAAAUAGCAACUUUGCAAGAGAAGGAGAUGAAGUUAACAUACAUACAGAUUUUAAUCCUAGUUCAAUUUGGACCAUUUCUAUCGGUCCAUCAUCUGUCAUGCAGAGUUCUCACAAUGUAAAGGGCAGCUGAUGUCUUCAAAUAAGCAAAAAAGAAUACAGAAAAAAAUGGAGAUGGGGUUUUGCUAUGACAAUGAUGAUCCCGUCAGAUCCCUCAGAGUCAGAGUACUGUUCUAGAAUCACUUUUCACCUUUCUUAGCCUAAUUAUUUGAAUCAGAUUAGCACUCUUUGCUCAGAUGUUUGAGGUACAUGAACCCUGGGAAAUACUCUUUUGUAAGCUGGUCAGUGGUAGUUUUGGUAAAAUGAUCUUCCUGCAUUUCAAUAUCAGCCACUCUUUGCUUCUGAGAAAGGGGACCCAUAAAGCAAUCACUACACAUGAACUCCUGUUUGCUCUGAAAACUGAACUGCACUAAAACAGAACUACUCUUCAUGCCCUCACAAUGUGAAGUUAAAGUACAGAUAUUACUGUUUUAGUAUGGUUUAACAUUGUGUUAAACAGAAUAUAUAAAUGUAAUCAUGAGUUAUUGGUUCUUACUAAUAUUAUUGGCAACACAUAUCAUUUCUCUUUAGUUUCCCUUAAUGAUUUUGACCGUAUGAAACAUAAUGGCUUGGAUUUUGUAGUCGAUCAUGACGUUGUACAGUAUAUUUAAAAGAGUUUAGAAUGGAACAAGUGUGAGUUACAGCUUAGUAUCAUUCUAUGAUCCAUGUAAUUCCAUUGUCAUUGUUGGACAGGGGUGGGAAAAUACUUAAGUGAUUGUAUCUUUACUUAAGUACUAAAGUAUUAUUUUGUGACGUAUGCACUCUACUCGAGUAUGAUUGACACUUGUAGAUCAAGAGAGAUUUUUCAAAUCCAGUCACAUUUAUAUGAAUGUGAGGAUGUUUCCCAAAACCAUGGUAAUUCGCCUUUGUGCAAAGACCCCUACAGUCUGCUAGUCACUCACUAGGCCCGCUAGGCCUCACUGGUUUUGGUUAUGUAGUGCGUGAUCAGCUUGUGGUCAGUGUUAAAGGCACUUUAAUGGAAGUCCUGCCUUCUGAUUCCACCUGUUAAAACAUUAACAUUUAUAUACUGAAUAUUAACUGCUGAUAAGUCAAAUAUAUUUUUAGCUUCUUACUUACGCUUUCAAUGAAGAUUUUUUUUCUAGUACCCGUACAUUCACUCAAGUUCAGUUUUUCCACCCCAUUGUUGGAUGUGUGCAGAGCCAUCAGACACUCAAGGAUGUUUGAUUUAACAUGUAUGUCCAUAUACUAGACAACGUUUAUGGGACUGCACCCAUAAUUGUAGGAAGUGCAAGGGAGGAAUUUUUUUUUUCCACUGGCAGGUUGAAAAUUCCCUCAAGACCCUCAAAA
Molecule: messenger RNA, 3440 nt
Organism: Pygocentrus nattereri (red-bellied piranha)
Lineage: Eukaryota; Metazoa; Chordata; Actinopteri; Characiformes; Serrasalmidae
Gene: prkag1
Product: protein kinase, AMP-activated, gamma 1 non-catalytic subunit
Exons: 13
Coding region: 145-1137 (330 amino acids)
Source: RefSeq, a predicted model, not a curated record